CCACUGCUCCUCUGUCUGUAAAUGAGGACAGAUUUAGACCACAAUUUUCAAAAGCGAGAGUACUGUCUUUAUUUCCUGCCCGGUUAGAGCUUGCAACCAAUGUCACUUUUCAGCGAUCAGUUAACAAGUGGGAACUCCGAGUAACGCGAGUAAAACUUACACAGAGCCGCUGGAUGCACUUACAAAAAAGCCUAAACGAUUGGGUGAAGUUUUUAGCAACUGACAGGCUUUUGCGCUUUCCGGAUUGAAGGAUGGCGGAGAAAAGGAGAUCGCCGUGCACAAUGAGUUUAAAGGCUCAUGCGUUCUCGGUCGAAGCCCUUAUUGGGGCGGAAAAGAAGAGAAAGUUAGAAGGGGACAGCCAAGAUUGUUUCGAGGAGGUGAAUGAAGUUUCGAAUCCAAAUGAAAGCCCGCAGCACAGAGCCGACCGGACUAGCGCCAGCGAACGCGGGAGUGAAAACGAAUGCACAAGUGACGGAUCUCAUGAGUGCGAGGACCAGCUGCCGGAGAGUCCACGACCCUCUUCCUUGUCCGCAGCUUCUCUGAUUCCGUCUCAGCGAGACUCGGGAGCCACAGAGGAGAUCCGUGUGGAUCUUCAAGGAUCAGAUUUGUGGAAGCGAUUUCAUGAGAUCGGCACAGAAAUGAUCAUUACUAAAGCCGGAAGGCGGAUGUUUCCUGCAAUGCGCGUAAAGAUAACUGGGUUGGACCCUCAUCAGCAAUAUUACAUCGCUAUGGACAUCAUUCCCGUGGACAACAAACGCUACAGGUACGUUUAUCACAGCUCCAAGUGGAUGGUAGCAGGAAAUGCUGAUUCGCCUGUACCACCAAGGGUGUACAUUCAUCCUGACUCCCCGGCAUCAGGAGAGACGUGGAUGCGACAGGUCAUCAGUUUUGACAAGCUGAAACUCACCAAUAACGAACUGGAUGAUCAGGGACAUAUCAUCCUCCAUUCAAUGCACAAGUAUCAGCCCAGGGUGCAUAUUAUUCGCAAAGAGUGUGGUGAGGAUCUUUCGCCAGUGAAAUCUGUCCCAGUUGGAGAAGGAGUUAAGGCCUUUUCCUUCCCUGAAACUGUUUUUACUACUGUUACAGCAUACCAGAAUCAACAGAUCACGCGACUAAAAAUUGAUAGAAACCCCUUUGCGAAAGGAUUCCGAGACUCUGGUCGAAACAGAAUGGGCUUGGAAGCUUUAGUGGAGUCCUAUGCAUUCUGGAGACCUUCCCUGAGAACUCUGACAUUUGAAGAUAUCCCUGGAAUUGCUAAACCAGGAAGCCCGGGAUCGCCCGCAAUUCUACAGACUGCUGGAAACGCUGUAUCCUCCACACACACACACCUCCUGUCCUCCUCUCCCUGCUCGUCCCCAGCCUUCCACCUGGGAGCCAACAGCAGCCAGCUCUGCAGCCUCGGCCCUGCUGAGUACACAGCGUGCAGUCGCUCAGGACUGGCACUGAACCGCUACGGCAACACUCUAGCCGAGACCUACAGCCGGCUAGCCAACCCCGCCAGUGACACCUUCACAGCUCCUCGGACUCCCUCUUAUGCCGGAGUGAGUGGAGCCAGCGUGUCCAUGCCCGGGAGCGAUGGAGAUGCCUUCAGCUGCCCACAGACUGGUCUGCCCUUACAGAUACCAGGCAUGCCAUCGCCACAGCUCCAGUACAUAAUGCCAAGCCCACCCGGAAACGCCUUUUCAGCCAACCAGGGACAUCAUGGAACAUACAACAGCUUCAGGCUUCACAGCCCCUAUGGGUUAUAUGGAUAUAACUUCUCCACGUCCCCAAGACUGGCGGCCAGCCCUGAAAAGAUUGCCUCCUCGCAGGGCAGUUUUCUGGGUUCUUCUCCCAGUGGUACAAUGACUGACAGGCAGAUGUUGUCCCCAAUGGAGGGAGUGCACAUACUCGGCAGUGGACAGCAGAAUCUUUUUGAUUCCAGGACCCUGGGAAGCCUAACAAGCACGUCCUCUCAAAUUCCUGCGCACAUGGUCUGAACACAGCUCUGUGACAUUCACGUUGAACACGUUGUGGCAAUUCAUGACAAAACAAUUGCCUUGCUGUAUGUACAUGUUUUGUUCUAGUAUUUGCUUUGAAGUAGCAGAAAAAGGACAAACAGAUCAGCCAUUUAAAAUGAGGAAUAGCUUUGGUCAGAACUUUAUCGAUGACAUUUUCAAUAUGAACGGAUGUUUAAUCCUGGUCUUGGAGGGCAAGUGUGUCUGCGGGUUUUUAUUCCAAGUCAACUCUUGUCCACAUCGAUCUAGCUGAUUACUGGCUUCAUUGGACCAAUUAAAACAUUUCUCCCAGCAUUUCUAGUGCUGAUGCUUUAAAGACACAUAGAAAACCAGAGACAAACUGGCCCUCCAGGACCAAUAUUGGACACAUCUGUGCUAAAAUGACCUCCCAGGAGGGUCUGUUAAGAGAAGAUCAGUACAUGAAGAGCAGUGCUAUUUCUGGUGUAAACGUGACUUCAAGAAUAGCUGUAAAUCCAUUUCAAAAAGGUUAAAAACAUGUUUUCAAUUUUAAUUUUUAGAAAGAUUUCUUAACAAGAACAAACAAGGAAAAGAAGGCUAAAAGCUAUUAUUGCAGCACUAUAGGUUUCCUUUUCUGUAUUGGUGGGGAACAAUGUAAAAGUGAAGCUUAUGCUAGAAAUCACGUAUAAUUUCAAAAUGCAUUGCUUCCUUUAUUUUCGAGGUGAAAAGAUAAGAUAAAUAGCUUUGUUUUCCACACCGAAUUUGAAACACCCCUUAUGAAAGAACGCAGUAGUCAGUGUAGCCCUGAUUAAAUACAGGACAAAAAUGUUUUUUUUUUUUAAAUAGCAAUGGCACUUGAGUUAAACAAAAUCUUUCAUUUGUAUAUAGAGGAGUUAUGAGUUCAUAAAUAUGUUGUUUGAAUAUACAAAAUAAUGAGCGUCUCACUGUAUGUAUACUUUAUGCCCUUUAGGAGGUAAGGUAAUCUCAAUAUGUAUUUAUAAAGAGAUCAUAAAAUUACAACCAGUCCCCUCCCCUUCUCCACGAAGGAGUACAGGAAGUACUGGCAAGCUGUCCCCCAGCUGUUGUGUUAAAAGUUGCUGAAACAAGAUCUCUCUGAAGGCGGUGCAGUAAUUCAUGUAAAUUAUAGGUGACUUACAGUCAAAAUUUAAAAUCAAGUCAAUUCAUUUCUGUUUUUAAUCUUAGUGACAGAAAGGAGCUGCAGUCAGUGAGGUGCAUAGUCAAGCUGUGAUACGUUCCCAAAGUAAAAGUUCAGCACAUGCGGACAGACAUACUGUACAGAAUGCAAUUACUUUUUCCCCUAAGGAAGUGACAUUUUUACAGCCUUCACAAGAACAUGAACAUAUACUGUAGCAUUGUUCUAACAGAAACGUGGAGUAAUUACUUUCUAUUUCUAACCUUAAUAGUAAUAAUUAUUGCCGUUGAUUGUAGCAUUUAUAACCACA
Molecule: messenger RNA, 3418 nt
Organism: Lepisosteus oculatus (spotted gar)
Lineage: Eukaryota; Metazoa; Chordata; Actinopteri; Semionotiformes; Lepisosteidae
Gene: tbx18
Product: T-box transcription factor 18
Biological process (GO): somitogenesis; positive regulation of DNA-templated transcription; regulation of transcription by RNA polymerase II
Cellular component (GO): nucleus
Molecular function (GO): DNA-binding transcription factor activity, RNA polymerase II-specific; RNA polymerase II cis-regulatory region sequence-specific DNA binding
Source: RefSeq, a predicted model, not a curated record